GCCAGUUGACGUCUGGGUACCUUGUAAUUUUGCUCUAUCUAAUGCCUUCAAAGGCGGCCUAAGGGGCUCGAAGCUUCGUAACUUUAAUCUCGCUACAGGCAUUUGGUUUUCAUGGAGUUUUUACAGUAAAGAGGCAGUGCUUUCCUUACGAUGAACGUGGACAAUGGUUCAAUAUUUACCACGCGAUGCCAGCCAGCAGUUCUACAACUUCUGCCUUUUUCCAGCAACCAUGCAGAUUCAAACACCUCGAGAAACCCUAUAAAUAGACAUGAAACCAGCAAGAACAAGAAUUUCCCUGUGCUAGCGGUGACCCGGACAAACACCGAAACAGCUCGGUCACAAAGCGCAUGCGUCAAACCACGUGAGUCGUCACAGGCGUAUAACUUAGUAGCGUAUCACGCAGCUGCCCAGCGGAAAAAGCUGAUAAGGACACAUUCGGAGCGGAUUUUACGGGGUAAUAAAAACAGGCCCGAGGCUAAAGAUCUGAAGUUGUAUGCAUCGGUAGAAGGAAGUGAGCAAAAACAUGGAUUAGAUAACUUUAACACAAAGACAGCUGGGCAUCUAGAGUCGUCUCCCAGUAGACAGUCUGUCAGUAGGCAGGGCAAGGUGCCAACAACUUUACCAACAACCACGUUUUACACGUCGGAGGAACCUCAGCUGAUGAUUGAAGACGAGGUUUUACAAAGUGCUUCAGUGCCGGUCAAACCUCUACACAGUAUGGAACCUCAGACCAGCACCAGACCUGAAGGCACUUUCAGAAGGUUAAAGCUGAACGUGAAAGAACUUCCGCGCAGUAAAACUCCCAUUCCAGACAAUGACCCCGAUAAGCUUAACAUAAACCACGUGAUUGCGUUCUUGGACAUUCAGGAUCACGAAGAAAGUUCUAGAACAGACAAAAAACACGACACAGUUGCGUCACCCGUAAAGUAUUUUUCUAUCAAGAGAACAAGGGAGAUAACGUUUGACCAAUUAAAGGGCAGCUACUCCGGCGGUGUUCCGGACACGCCCACAUUUACCAAAUCCCAGCCAGCGAAGACGCCUCUGCGGAACACAAAAUCCAAAACCACACACUCCCUCCCUGACCCGAAUAACCAACGUAAAUGGCCGCCGGAGGGUAAUCGUUCACACAGCCACCACUCCCUGGCGAAAUAUUCGGACUACACCACCUACAACAUCAACUCUGACCCUUUAAAAAGGCCAGCCUCCCUCCAAUGGCGGUCAACUCCUAGAUUCGAACAGUCAGAGAACCGGAUCAAAAAACCUUUCCGUCUUCACCGAUUCUUGACCCUUGUCCCAACAGUUUCCAAUGAAGUUCACAACAACCCAAGUUCGAUAACUCACUCACAAAACAACAACAGAUCGUGUUGAAUUCACCGCGGGUCUAACCAAGCUAUCUAGUCACACUGAAGUAAUCGUUCCUGAUACCAAAAGAGUUAACGCCCCUGAACCAAGUCAGGAUAUAUUGCCCAUUACUGUACAUACAUUUCUACAAAAAGGCUCGCUGAAUGCAAUGAAUACGCAAGACGCCCAACAAAGCCGGAAUAAAACGGCUGUUAUUUGUUUACCGACCGCUUAUCUCGAUGCGGAUUCGGAUGACGAGAGUACUACUUUUCCUGCCGCAAACAAGCGGAGUAAUACGCUAACUGCGCAGGUCGCUGAAAACGGUGUAAAAGAUAAAGGAACUACUUCAAACCUCGCUGGAAAAAUCCACCGACCGCAGUCUUUCAACAUCCACAACACAAUUGUAAAUAAUAAACCCCCGAUCGUCAGACCAGCUUCUGAAAACAUUGCAAAUAAUAAACCAGUAAUAAUCAGGCCAGGUUCUGAACAUUUGAAGUAUGAAACAAAUAUUUCAAAAACGAAUACUUUUAAACAGAUGGAUGAGAUGGCUGCUAGUAAAACACGAUUUCCUUCACUUACAAAUUUCUUGACAGAAGAUACGAACUCACCAAUCAGGAACCCAGCGUUCGAAGGUACG
Molecule: messenger RNA, 1978 nt
Organism: Physella acuta
Lineage: Eukaryota; Metazoa; Mollusca; Gastropoda; Physidae
Source: RefSeq, a predicted model, not a curated record